This is a messenger RNA of Diorhabda sublineata, 1916 nucleotides long. RefSeq lists its product as uncharacterized. The coding region runs from base 103 to 531 and encodes 142 amino acids. The record is from RefSeq and is a predicted model, not a curated record. The transcript is spliced from 4 exons. NCBI's taxonomy places the organism in Eukaryota, Metazoa, Arthropoda, Insecta, Coleoptera, Chrysomelidae.
GUCAUUAUUAAGAAUCAUAGGGUUCCAAGCGACAACCAAGUAAUCGUUUAUGUGUCAAGUUCAAAGUUUGUGCCUGUUGGUGCCUAUUUUACGCGGUAUAAUAUGUCAUGUACUUCAGAAGAAGGGUCUUUUGAAGACUUUUCAAGCUCUGGAUCAGAAUAUGUGCCAGACUAUGAAGUUGAAAAACGAAACUUAUUGCAGUCAAGCAACAGCAGCUUGGAGAGCGAAUAUUCAGAGCAUGAAGAAUCUCUUUCUCACCUAAAAGCAAAGGGUGUAGCAGGAGUAAGAAGACUUUUUCCGGAGAUUGGGGAGGCCUCAAACUUAGUAAAUAAGAAUGUUCCAAUACCAGAGGAUCAUGGCUCGAUAGUCAAAACUGAUCAGGACGACAAUAACACUUAUUGUGCUGAUAAACGUAUUGUCAAUUAUACUGAUUCUGAAACAUCUCAAUCAUCAGAAGAAAAAACCCCAAUGAAGGCGAAGACCAGGACUCGUAAGCGAAAAAGAAAUAUUAGACUUCGGAAAAGUAACUAAAGAAAAGAAAAGUAUCAAAAGGGGGAAAGCUAUAUAAACACCAAAGGGGAAUUAAAACCUGGAAAAAAGAUUGACGAAAAUAAAUAUUGCCCUGAAAGCUGCAGAUUUCAGUGUAGAAAAAAUUUUUCACCUGAGCAAAGGGAAGAAAUAAAAAAUAUUAACAAAAUGUUGACUUAUAUGUUGAAUCUUGUUUAGAAAAACAAUUUCCUCCACAAAGUGUUUCGUUGUACAGACACAUUUUUAACUAUGAAUAUAAUCUAGAUUUUCUCAAACCAAAAAGUGAAGAGUAUAAAAUUGCCCAACGGGAAAAUAGAAUGAGUGAAGAACUGGAAUUUUCAAAUAGGCAGCACAUUUUAAAGGUAAAUAUAAUGAGAACAGAGCGAGAACAGGAUGGUAAAAAUACAGAUUUGAACUGUGCUGUCGUCUGUUUUGAUUUACAAAAUGUUAUAAAUUUACCAAAUUAGAGGUUUCUGUCCUCUUUUACAAGCAAAAAAUGAAUGUAUAUAACUUAACUGCAUAUAAUUCCUAUGACAAGCAAUGUUAUUGCGCUGUUUGGCCAGAAACUACAUGUUGAAGAUCAGGCAAUGACUUGGCAAGAGCAUUAAUGCAAAUUCUUUGAAAAAUUGUUUCAAACAAUCCCAACAUAACGGAAAUAAUAACCUGGAGUGACAGCUGUGUUCCUCAAAAUAGGAACAGUUUAAUUUCCUUAGUUGUAGCCAAUUUCUUACAGAAGCAUCAACACAUUAAACAAAUUACAAUGAAAUAUUCUUUACCCGGGCAUUCCUGUAUACAGGUUGUUGACAACAUUCAUUCCCGUAGCGAGAAAUUUAUGCGAGUACAAGAUAUAUGGUCCCCACUUCCAGUCACAAAACUUUUGCUAAAGAACGAUAGAAAGAAGCCUAUUUGCAUCAUUAACAUGAGGCCCAAACAUUUUUUUGAUUACAAAAAAAGUACAGAUUGUUCAAAUUAUGGCAAUGUGCCAUACAACAAAGUCUGCCAAUUAAAGUUUUUGCAGGGUAAUCCACUUGAGGUUCACUAUAAAAUAGAAAACCAUUCUUCACAGUUCAUGAGAACGAAUGUGAAGAAAGAAAAGAAAACUAGAAAAGGUAACAAAAUUACACCUGAAGAACAAAACCUGGAUGCUUCUUUUAAAAUCGGGCAAGUAAAAAAUUUUAAAACGAAGAGUUUUACAAGCCAAAAAAUCGAUGCAAUCGAGUUUGCUUAUAAGUGGAUGCCACUUGAAGACAAAACAUAUAUGAAAGCCCUCAUUUCAGAGAUUAAAAAAAAUAGCUUCAUUUUCUUUAUUUCACUAAAUUUUUUAAGCUGUGUUGUUCGAGUUUAAUUAAAUAAUGUUUGAAUUGUAUUUAUGCAUAUUUAAAUAAAAG